Messenger RNA from Labrus mixtus (cuckoo wrasse), 6527 nucleotides. It is a transcript of the gene epas1b, whose product is annotated as endothelial PAS domain protein 1b. Gene Ontology annotation, biological process: cellular response to hypoxia; regulation of transcription by RNA polymerase II. The transcript is spliced from 16 exons. The record is from RefSeq and is a predicted model, not a curated record. Gene Ontology annotation, cellular component: cytoplasm; nucleus; transcription regulator complex. Bases 395 to 3037 code for a protein of 880 amino acids. Gene Ontology annotation, molecular function: protein dimerization activity; RNA polymerase II transcription regulatory region sequence-specific DNA binding; DNA-binding transcription factor activity, RNA polymerase II-specific. Lineage: Eukaryota; Metazoa; Chordata; Actinopteri; Labriformes; Labridae.
AGCUGAGCUCCAGGUCAGAGACCGAACAGCGUCGAGAGUUUUUAGACUAACGAAGUAAGGAAAAGUUUGAACAAGCGGACCUGUCGUCAGCAGAAAAAAAAAAAACAGACAGCAACAGCGGCUCGGUGUUCAGCCUGUCCCGGCCUGUGUGGAGCUUCUUCUGCGGGUGAGAGGCUGUACAAUCCUCGGCAGUGUUCUGAGACUGUACGGCCCAGAUCCCCCCCCCUCCUCUUCAGCCCAACACCAACACACUCUGCCUGGUUUCAUGGACUAAACGCAAGUUCACAGGUUGAAUGCUACGAUCUGUCACACUUUUUUUUUUUCUUGCUUUGACUCUUAAAUUGGACUUAACAUAUAGGCCUAGACUGUCGGGGAAUUACAACAAGGAAAAGAAAUGACUGCCGAAAAGGAGAAAAAGAGGAACAGCUCAGAGCGGCGUAAAGAGAAGUCUCGGGAUGCGGCUCGCUGCAGGCGCAGCAAAGAGACCGAGGUUUUCUACGACCUCGCUCACCAGCUGCCUUUCCCCCACAGCGUCAGCGCUCACCUGGACAAGGCCUCCAUCAUGAGGCUGGCUAUCAGCUUCCUUCGCACACGCAAGCUGCUCGCCACAGGCUCUAGCAGCAGCAGCAGCAGCAGCGGUGGUGACAGUGAGGAGGACAUUCAGAUGGACAGUCUGUAUCUGAAGUCUUUGGAGGGCUUUGUCACUGUGUUAACAUCCGAAGGUGACAUUAUAUUCCUGUCUGAGAACAUCAACAAAUUCCUGGGGCUCACACAGGUGGACCUCACUGGUCACAGCAUCUUUGACUUCACUCAUCCAUGUGACCACGAGGAGAUCAGAGAAAACCUCAGCCUGAAAACAGCUGGCAGCAGCUUCAGUAAAAAAGGCAAAGAGCUGAGCGCUGAACGAGAUUUCUUCAUGAGGAUGAAGUGCACGGUGACCAACAGAGGACGCACCGUCAACCUAAAGUCAGCCAGCUGGAAGGUGCUGCAUUGCACCGGACACCUGAAGAUGUACACCAGCUGCCCUCCACGAGGGCUGUGUGGCUUCAAAGAGCCUCCACUCACCUGCGCUGUUCUGAUGUGCGAACCAAUCCCACACCCGUCCAACAUCGACACGCCGUUGGACAGCAAGACCUUCCUGAGCAGACACAGCAUGGACAUGAAGUUCACCUACUGUGACGAGAGGGUUACAGAGUUGAUGGGUUACACUCCUGACGAUCUGCUGGGUCGUUCAGUGUACGACUUUUACCACGCCCUGGACUCUGACAGCGUCACCAAGAGCCACCACAACUUGUGUACCAAGGGUCAGGCAGUGAGCGGUCAGUAUCGAAUGCUGGCUAAGGACGGAGGCUACGUCUGGGUUGAGACCCAAGGAACGGUGAUUUAUAACAGCCGCAAUUCCCAGCCCCAGUGCAUUGUGUGCGUGAACUACGUCCUCAGUGACAUCGAGGAGAAGUCGAUGAUUUUCUCCCUGGAGCAGACUGAGUCCCUGUUUAAGCCGCGCCACAUGAGCAGCUUCUUCUCCGCUGGAGGUGCUGGUGUGACCGCAGAGCCAGGAGACAACCUCUUCACCAAACUCAAAGAGGAGCCGGAGGACCUGGCCCAGCUGGCUCCGACACCCGGGGACACUAUCAUCGCCCUCGACUUUUGUGGCACUCAGUUUGAGGAGCCCCAGCAGCCAGCAGGGUACAUCCCAGUGUCCGUGUCAGCUAUGCCCCCUCCAGGACCUCGGACCUGGCCCAGCGAAAGCCACCAGCCUUCCCCUCCUGUGUCAUGCCAAACACCUGCUCAGGUUCAAAGAGACAUGGCUAACAUGGCCAGCACAUUCACCGUGCAGCAGAAUCCAUCACCCGGCAGCACUACUCCGAGCCUCAGCAGUUGCUCUACGCCAAGCAGCCCGGGCGAUUACUACAGUUCAUCCGAGAGUGACCUGAAGGUGGAGCUGACUGAGAAACUGUUUGCACUUGACACCGAGUGCAGCGGCGGUUCUGCAGACUCUGAGAGGGACUUAAGUGACCUAGAUCUUGAGACUUUGGCUCCAUACAUCCCAAUGGAUGGUGAGGACUUCCAGUUGAAUCCCAUCAUCCCAGAGUCAGAGCCCCUCGAAGGGGGUCCUGCAGGAUCCAUGGGGAGCAACAGCAGCUUGCCUCAAACGCACCAGCGCGCCCACAAGAGCUUCAGCAGCAUCGCCAGCCUUUUCCAGCCCCUGUCCUCUACACCUCAGGGCCAAGGUCACUACCAGCAGCAGCCUGCUGCGUCCUGGGCCACAGGGGAGAAGCGGGGCUCCGGCCAGGGGACCAUAGACCCCUGCAUAGGGUCUUACACGAUGGGGAACAUGCAGCAUCCCCCAUACCAGGCACCAGCCAGCACCCCUCUGUCCUCCAUGGGGGGCAGGCAGAACCUGCAGUGGCCACCAGACCCGUUGUUAACAUACCAACAACAACAAUCACGAAACACCAAGGGCUACCUGAUGGAGCCUUUGUCAGGAGAGGAGAGAUUGUCCUGCCAACAGAACAUACCACACAUGAUGCAGAAACAGAGGUCCAUUGACAACUUCGUACAAGCCUACAAAGACAUAAGUCCAGCCAGAGUGGCCAUGGCCAACAGUAUCAAGCGCUCCUUCACCCAGAUGACUGUGGGUGAAAAUAAACCUUCAGACAUCAUGUGGAAGAAGAUGAGGGGGGACAGUUUUGGCAGCAUGGAUCGCUCCCUCAGUGCAGGAUCACUGGCAGAUUCAGGGCUGGAGAGGAUGAUGCCAGGCAGUAUGUCUUCAUGUCUGCAGCAACACAGGAAGUCUCAGUAUCCAGGAGUUGGGAUAGGUGGUGUAUAUGAGAAACACUUUUCCCAAAAGAGCUGCAACUAUUCCCAGUAUAACAAGACUGAGGGUGUUGCCAGUUGUUUACUGGGCACUUCCUUCGAGUCCUCCUACCUGCCGGAGUUGACCCGUUACGACUGCGAGGUCAACGUCCCUCUGCAGGGGACCCUGCACCUCCUCCAGGGGUGUGACCUGCUGAGAGCUCUGGACCAUGCCACCUAGAGCCCCGAUUCCGUAACCCGUUUGCAGCCCUAGACUUAAGCCUUUCUUUACAUUAAUACCUCUGGGCCCUCUGAGCGCCGUGAGGCUAAGCUACCUAUAGGGAAUGGUAUUCAUAACCACAUCCUGCCUUAUUUAGCUUAUUUGCCUCAGACCCACAAUCUGUCCCCUGUUUCUUCAUAGCUUUGUAAAUAGACCAUCUACACAAGCUGAUAUAUCAGGGUUAAGCCACUUACACCCCUCAUUACCGAAACUUUGGACACCAGUCAGAGGCAGGUUGAGUGUACAACAAGUGUACUAAGUUGCCCUACAUUGAAAAUAAGAUAUUGGUUACUCAGUGUACAAGAUGUACACAGGACAAAUACCUAUUUGCAAAAUGUUGCAACACUCUGUCUGCCCUGUGACAAAAAGCUGAAUUUGGGUAUUUGGUGUAAAGGGGUAAUAUUGCAGUGAGAUUCAAACACAUAACCUGCCUUAAAGUUGUCACAUCUGCAGCCAUUAACCUGUAGAGGCCACAGCCAGGCGAAUGAUAGGUUUGAAUACAAACUUUAACCAAGUCUUACCCCAGACCUAGUCUAGGUCAGAGACCCCUCACCCUGAUAUGUUCUCUAUGCAGCUCAGUCCCCAGCCCAACACACCUUUUCUUUAUCAGCUAAUCUUUUAGCUCUGAAGAGAAGGUACUAUACUACCUACAUAUUAACAAAACCAGCACUGUGUUUUACUUUGUGAUCAGCAUUUAGGCCCAGUCUACUUUUUCUCAUUUUAACUAAAGCGUUGAGGAACAGUUGGGUAUCAUGAACUGGUUCUGAAUUUUAACCAUUUUUGAAAAUAACAGGAAUCAUCAAAACAUGAAUUCUGCUUAUGUUUGUCCCUUCCAAAAGAUGCUUUUUAAAUUACUGCGGUGCAAUACGUUAAGCUCAAUGUAGCAAUAGUGCCAAAUAAGAUUCCAGGUAUUAAUUAUUAGUGUUGUUUUACUCUCUUACAGCAUGAGGCUGAAAGCAUUAGUUUACAAAUGUAUUGGAUAAUGAUCACCUUAAGUCAAGAAUUGUUGAUCUAAUUUUUUAUCGCAUCAGCAGAUUUUUUUUCUUUACAUCUAUUAGUUUUAUUUAAUUCUCCAACAAAAGCUAAGAACCAAAACUGAAUGAGAGUGAAUGAGCACAAUCAGGACCGAAAUGAUACCCAACUCUGCUCAGGCCUUUAAAUAAGACCGACACAAACAGGUCAUGGGCCUGCCUCUUCUCACCUGAGUCACUUUAUCAUAAUCACUGCUGUGUUUAAGUAACAGCAGAGUGCAGUGUCUUCAUUCAGUCAAACUCUGAUUCUCACAACUUUCACAGUUUGGGUCAACUUUAAUGAUAAAUACAUUAUAAUGUUUUGUUCAGUUAUUAUAUAUUCUAGUUUUCUGUCAUUGAAUUGAAGCAGUGUCGCUUUUAUUAGAGCUCCUCAUGUUAUUUAAUCUAAGAUGACGGGACACUUUACCUUAUCAAUACUGCUUUGUUUCUCCUCUUUGGCUUAUUUCUAUGUUUUUACUCCACCCUACCAGAUUCUUAUUUUUCGUGUCUGACUCACAGACACACUAAUAAAUAUAUACUGCAAUACAUGUACCUUACUGUAACUUAAAAAUGUUUCUUUUUUUCUAUCUUUUCUUGUUAAAUCUGUCAGUCAGGUAAGUAGCUUGUGUGACUACAGGGUUUUUUCUUAUCGUGCAAUUAUCUUAUUGAGCUUAAGCCUCUAUAGUCGGCAGCAAAGCUAGCUGUGUUCACCAAAAUGCAUAGCUUGUACAUAGAAUCAAACUUACACACACUAAAAGAGUUUUGAUAUCGUAGACCCACAAAGACACUUCUCAGAGUACAGUAAAGUAGUGGUCAGUAAAGGUAAGGUGGGGGGAGGGGAAUCCUACAAGUACUUUUACUAAAGUGUACAAGUACACUUUUAAAAACAAAAAAGUACUCUAACUCAGAAUACCAUAUAAUAUACUGUAGGUCUUUAGCCGCCUACCCCUGAUACCAACCAAGAACUUAUUGCUCUGAACAAGUGUCACUACAAAUGGCAACAUGUCCUCAUACCUGCAGCAAGACUGUCACUUGGAACAUGUGGUUAACAUUGAGAAAUUGUCACAGUUUUUUUUAGACAGCAAAACAACCUUGAGAAGUUUAGAGUUUAGAUCAUAUGUUGGUCAUAAUACAAAUGUGGGUUGCAUUACAAAUGUUACCUACACAAUUUAAGAAGUCACACAAUGCCUGUAGGUUUCACAAUGGACUUGAACCCUAGUCUCCUGUCUCCCAUGUCAGAUUACCACAUUUUUGUAUUGUUUCUCCUGUAGGAACUGCUUAGACCCCGAGAGAUAGUUGCCAAUCCUAAACCACAAUAAAGUGGUUUUAAAAAUGUAAAGUUUGUCCGAUGUGUAUGGAAGUCUUUGGAAGGCUCCUUUAAGCUACAUGGAGGACAUUAAGUGGGAUUUGAAGGUCGUUUUGGCCAAUCACAGGGGCUAAUUAGAUGUGCAAUAGGGGGGGUUGAAUAAAAAGCAUUCUGUCUGAACUGAGCAAUAAGUAUUUCUGCUCAUCAGAACCAAAGAAUAGAGCAGUUCUAAUAACUUUGAUUUCCUUUGGCUUGAUAUUAGGGCAAAAUGUAAAAAUAUAAAAAUAUAAAAUAAAGGCUUCUUAAGCUUUUAAUCAACACAGGCCAUGAUGGUUGCCCCCCACCCCAACCCAUUGUCUUUUGACACCACUGCACAAAGCAGGCAGUGUAAGUUCACAUGACAGCAUAGAAGUGCAUGAUCACUUCCUCUUUCACACUACAGUAUAAGAUGUAUAUAGCAGCAUUAGCAUUAGCAUUAGCCUUGGUCUGAGUGCAGCACAGCAGCCUGUGAAGUGACUUUAAUGUGGAGUGUUUGUAUAAUUUGUAAGGAUAAUAGGACAAGGCCAGUUUUUGUUAUAAUUAGAUACACUGCGGCUGCCGAUAUUAAAAAGCUUUCAGGAGAGUAUUAUUAGUCAAAUGAAUACACGAUGGACUAAGGCUAAGGUCAGAUCAUUUUUCAAACUACAAAAUCUAAUUUUCAUCAAAAUGAUGUCAGUAAUAUAAUCAACAGUAUGCCUUCAGUGAAAACACUUGUUUCCCUCUCUUCUCUCCUAUCCUGUGCUCAAAGUGUUUUUCUUUUUUUUCAUUCUCAUUUUUUGAGGUUAAUGUCAUUGUGUGGUGACCACUUUUCUGUAUCAAUUAUAGAGCUUUGUACACAUAUAAGUUACGUAUUUAAAAGAAGACAAAAUUAAUGUUUCGGAUAAUGUUUUAAGUGUUUAUGUGUUCUGGUACUUUGUCCUUAUCUAAACCCCCCCAUUUUAUGCAGAUGGAUCAAAUCCCUCACAGUGCCGAUUCCUCUCAUGCUGUUUCUGUUUCUGUGUCGUGGCAUUUAGUUUUUAGUUUUUUAGUCUGUUGGAUGGGUAGUACUGUUUUUAGUUCAUGCUUUUAAGAAGAUAAAAUAACAAAAAAUGAAAAA